UAGUUUAUAACUGCUCUAAUAAUACAACCCUCUUCUCUAACCAAGCGGCUGAUGAUGAUAGCCGGAGAUUUACCGGCAGUCACGUCGUAGCUGGAUAAGGCUUAGUGUCAUGGAAAAGCUAGGCGCUAUAAGAGCAUUGAGUCAAUCCAAAUAGGCAAGCAGCAGCCUACUACAGGUAGCUCACAGCUUUCCUUUCCGCCCCAACCCGCCUGCAAUAUAGCCCGCCCCUUCCAACUACACCGCGCCGCCUCUCGAUUUUCCAGCGCCUCCGAAUAAUAAAAAACACAAACAACGAAAACAAUUUUCACCGACAAACAAACCCGACGCGAAAGUUCAACUAUCCACCCCCCAAACCGACACCAUCUUUUAUUCGUCGCGCCGAAACCCGUUCGAUUUUAUUAGCAUUAAUAAAAUAUCGAUUUCGCCCACAUUAGUAUAAACAAUGGCUGGUGGAAAAGGCAAAUCAUCUGGCGGCAAGAGUUCGGGCGGGAAGACUUCGGCUGCUGAAGCUCCCAAGAAGCAGCAGAGCCAUUCUGCUCGUGCUGGACUUCAGUUCCCCUGUGGUCGUGUUAAGCGUUUCUUGAAGCAAAACACACAGAACAAGAUGCGCGUUGGCGCCAAGGCUGCCGUCUAUGUUACAGCCGUUCUCGAGUAUCUGACUGCCGAAGUCCUUGAGCUCGCAGGCAAUGCCGCCAAAGACCUGAAGGUUAAGCGUAUUACUCCUCGUCAUCUCCAACUCGCCAUCCGCGGUGACGAAGAACUGGACACGCUGAUUCGUGCAACUAUCGCUUUUGGUGGUGUUCUACCCCACAUCAACCGUGCCCUACUACUCAAGGUCGAGCAAAAGAAGAAGAAUAAGGCGAUCGAAGCAUAAGCUACCCGCGAUCUUUGUGGUUUGGAGUUUCCAGUGUAUACGCUCUUUCGUUUCUGGGUGUUUCUGUUACGUGGAACGAGGUUCUCUGCCUUUAGAGACAGGAAGCCCGGCCUUGCAACCUUAAGACGGUUGUCACGACGGCAUAAUUGCGGAAUUAUGACUGCGCUGAGUCUUUUUCGGCUCUGGGUUGGCUGCUUGUUAUGACAUCUUAUAGGAGAUCUGAAGCAGGUCAAAAGCGCUCAUUAGGUGAUGCUGGCAAGGCUUGUAGCUGGGCGUGUAGCUGGACGUGCCAGCUUUGAUGAUUCAUUCGUAGGGAUGGGUUGAGAUACAGACUACCGUGCUAUUCUUUUGAGGCCUUGCUAAAGGCAGCAAACAAUACUACAUUGCUUCGAUUUGUAUAGUAUUCUCGGCAGCUUGAUAUAUGACGCGGCGUUGUAUUCUCAUGAGGAACUCUUUACAGCGCGUCUUUUAUCGAAGUUGAAAACAUGCUUGACCCUAGGUUCAUAAUUAUUCCUUCUACGUGACAUUCGGAAAUCGCCUUUUCGUACCAGAUAACUUCAAGGAGAAUAUAAAUC
Molecule: messenger RNA, 1449 nt
Organism: Daldinia vernicosa
Lineage: Eukaryota; Fungi; Ascomycota; Sordariomycetes; Xylariales; Hypoxylaceae
Product: histone H2A.Z
Exons: 5
Coding region: 443-874 (143 amino acids)
Cellular component (GO): nucleosome
Molecular function (GO): protein heterodimerization activity; structural constituent of chromatin; DNA binding
Source: RefSeq, a predicted model, not a curated record